Dovyalis caffra is the source of this 390-nucleotide messenger RNA. Lineage: Eukaryota; Viridiplantae; Streptophyta; Magnoliopsida; Malpighiales; Salicaceae. The record is from the annotation of a GenBank genome assembly.
AUGUCGAAACUUUCAAUAAUUUCAACAUUAUGCUUCAUAAUUUUCUUAUUGAGUCUCUGCUUCCCUAUCGCGCGAUCGGAAUCUGGCGCUGCAGUAUUAAUUCAAGAAGUGACAAGCGAGGAUGGUAAAGGUGAUGUGUGCGCAGGGUUAAAAGCACCUGCAUCAUGCCCGGUCAAUUGUUUCCGUGCGGACCCCGUUUGUGGCGUUGAUGGUGUUACUUAUUGGUGUGGGUGCGCCGACGCUAUGUGUAGCGGCACUCGUGUUUCUAAAUUAGGGGCUUGCGAGGUUGGAAGUGGCGGCAGCACCUCUCUUCCUGGUCAGGCACUUCUUUUGAUUCAUAUUGUCUGGCUCAUCUUACUUGGGUUUUCUCUCUUGUUUGGGUUUUUUUAG